AUGGACCUUAUUGAAGAGGCUGGUUUAAUGAAGACUGUGACUCAGUUCUCAAAGUGCCAUGAGAUGUUGGUAAAGGAAUUUAUUGUCAAUUUGUCUGAAGAAUAUGCUGAUGGGAAGUCUAAGGAAUUCAGGAAAGUGUAUGUGCAAGGCAAGUGUGUAAAUUUCUCUCCCUUAGUGAUAAACAAGUAUUUGGGAAGGCCUGAUGUAGCUCAACCCGAGCUUGAGGUGACUGCCAACAAAAUUUGUCAAGUCAUCACUGCUAAUCAAGUCAGGAAGUGGCCUCUCAAAGGAAAAUUGGUGGCCAGCAAACUGAGUGUCAAGUAUGCAAUGCUGCACAAGAUUGGACCUGCUAACUGGGUGCCCACCAAUCAUAAAUCUACAGUUGCUGUAAUGCUUGGAAUGUUUAUAUAUGCUGUUGGAACCAAAGCCAAUUUUGACUAUGGCUCCCAUAUUUUUUAUCAAACUUUGAAGCAUGCAGGAAGCUUCAGUGUGAAGGGGCCUAUAGCCUUUCCUUCUCUCAUUUGUGGUAUUGUUUUGAAUCAGUUUCCAAACAUCUUAACAGAGAAUGAUUCUGUGAAGAAAAGAGACAACCCUAUGUCCUUCAAUCAUAAGUUGUUCCUAGGUACCCAUGUCCCUGACAUUGUCAUGACAAUAAGUGAGACAUCACGUGUAAGCAAUCAACCAGGUAAAGCUGUUGUCAUUGCAAUGCUCAAAGAAACUUGCAGGGAGUUAGAGGCAAGGAAGCUGAACUUGGAAAAAUUGAUUAGCACUUUGAAGAUGACUGAAGGUGAUGUGCUUGGUGAAGCUGCUGAUGCUGCAGAAGGAGCUGAAAGAAAAGGUGAAGAGGGAGAAGCAGAUGCCAGUUCUGAUGAUGGCACAUAUGAUGAUGCUGACUCUGAGUCAGAUGACUAG
This is a messenger RNA of Lathyrus oleraceus (garden pea), 912 nucleotides long. RefSeq lists its product as uncharacterized. Bases 1 to 912 code for a protein of 303 amino acids. Lineage: Eukaryota; Viridiplantae; Streptophyta; Magnoliopsida; Fabales; Fabaceae. The transcript has a single exon. The record is from RefSeq and is a predicted model, not a curated record.